Messenger RNA from Apis mellifera (honey bee), 1396 nucleotides. Its product is annotated as putative N-acetylglucosamine-6-phosphate deacetylase. The transcript is spliced from 7 exons. Gene Ontology annotation, biological process: N-acetylglucosamine catabolic process. NCBI's taxonomy places the organism in Eukaryota, Metazoa, Arthropoda, Insecta, Hymenoptera, Apidae. The record is from RefSeq and is a predicted model, not a curated record. Gene Ontology annotation, molecular function: N-acetylglucosamine-6-phosphate deacetylase activity. Bases 125 to 1360 code for a protein of 411 amino acids.
GUCAUUGCUACUUGACUUUUUGUAAUUUAACGGAAUGAUAAUUUUACUUGUGAUAAUGCAAUACUGAAGUGUAUUGAUAAGCAUUAUUUUUUUUUUUUUUUUUUGUAAGCAAAGAUAAUUGUGAAUGAUUUGUGAAGUUAACAUGUCUCAAAAAGAUCAACAAAUUUUAAAACAAUUUUAUAAUUGUUGUAUUUUACGUGAUGGAAAAAUUUUAAACGAAGAUUUGUGGGUUCGUGAUGGGAAAAUUGUAAAUCCAGAGAAAAUUUUUUAUGAUGAAAAGAUAAAACCAAAUAUAAGAAUCAAUUGUAACGGAGCGUUAAUUUCUCCUGGGUACAUUGAUCUUCAGAUUAAUGGCGGAUUUGGCAUAGAUUUUACACAUAAUGUAAACAAUGUACAAGAAGGAAUUAAUAAAGUAGCCAAAAAAUUAUUAGAAUUUGGUGUAACAUCAUUUUGUCCAACUUUGGUUACGUCACCUAGUGAAACUUAUCAUAAAAUAAUUCCAAAUAUUAAGAGAACCAAAGGUGGAAAACAUGGUGCAACUGUAUUAGGUAUUCAUUUAGAAGGACCAUUUAUUAGUCCAAGUAAAAAAGGAGCUCAUUUAGAGUGUCACAUAAAACAAUUUGAAAAAGGUUACAAGUCAUUAACUGAUAUGUAUGGAAGUUUAGAAAAUGUGAGUCUUAUUACAUUGGCACCUGAACUUCCCAAUACCCAGUCUGUGAUCAUAGAAUUAUGUAAAAGAAAUAUUAAAGUUUCUCUUGGACAUUCUAUAGCAAAUUUGAAAGAAGGAGAAGAGGCUGUAAAAAAUGGAGCAUCCUUUAUUACUCAUCUUUUUAAUGCAAUGUUACCAUUUCAUCAUAGAGAUCCAGGAUUAGUUGGUCUCUUAACAUCUGAUCAAAUCUUUCCUGGAAGAAUUAUCCAUUAUGGUAUAAUUGCAGAUGGUAUUCAUACUCAUCCAGCUGCAUUACGUAUAGCUCACAGAACUCAUCCUGAAGGAUUAGUUCUAGUUACUGAUGCAUUGUCAGCAUUAGGUUUAGAAGAAGGAGUACAUCAAUUAGGACAGCUUAAAAUCGAAAUACGUUCGGGACGUGCAUAUAUUGCUGGAACAGAUACACUGUGUGGAAGUACAGCGGAAAUGACAAAAUGUGUUCGUCAUUUCAAAGAAGUAACAGGCUGUUCAAUAGUAGAAGCUUUAGAAGCAGCAACUCUUCAUCCGGCAAAAACUCUCGGUAUUGAAAAAACGAAAGGAACUUUGAAUUAUGGGGCAGAUGCUGAUAUAGUAAUGUUAGAUAAUGAUUUAGAAUUAUUGUCAACAUGGAUAUCAGGAGAAUGUGUUUAUAGUAAACAUAAAUGCUGCCGAUAAAAUAUAUUAUUUGAAUAAAUGUGAUUCGAAAUAUGA